CAGGGAGGCAGUAGUAGUUGAGACCCACAGAGGAAUGUGUUGUGCAUCGUAGUAGAUCUAUCUCUAGUUGAUGAUUUCUCCUGCUAUCAGGGUGACAUGGACGAGGGCAGUGUGAGGAAGAGGAAGGACAUGUUUAAUGGAGGCCCCGCCCCCAGCCCAACCUCCAAUAUGUCUGCCUCCCACUCCAAGCCUGCUGAGGAAGACGUGAAGGCUACCGUGCUACAGAAGGAGGUGGGCCUUUUGAGUGGGAUCUGUCUGAUCGUAGGAACCAUGAUCGGCUCCGGCAUCUUCAUCUCCCCUAAGGCAGUGCUGCUGGAAACGGGAGCCGUAGGACCUUGUCUGUGUGUCUGGGCCGCCUGCGGGGUGCUAGCUACACUGGGGGCGCUGUGCUACGCGGAGCUGGGCACCAUGAUCACUAAGUCUGGAGGGGAAUACCCAUACCUGAUGGAGGCCUUUGGGUCAGUGAUGGCCUACCUCUACUCAUGGAGCACCAUCAUGGUCCUAAAGCCCUCCUCCUUCGCCAUCAUCGCCCUGAGCUUCGCAGAGUAUGCCUCCACGCCGUUCUACCCAGGAUGCACUCCUCCCAUUGUGGUCACCAAGUGCCUGGCUGCAGCGUGCAUAUUUAUGAUAGUGUUGGUGAACUGUCUCAGUGUGAAGCUAGCCAGCUAUGUCCAGAACUUCUUCACUGCAGCCAAGCUUCUCAUCAUCCUGGUCAUCAUAGUGGCGGGCAUCGUCCUCUUGGCACAAGGAAACACUGAGAAUCUGUCCAACCCAUUUGAAGGAGCCUCAACCUCCUUUGGAUCCAUUGGACUGGCGUUUUACAACGGGCUCUGGGCCUACGAUGGGUGGAAUCAGCUGAACUUUAUAACAGAGGAGCUGGAAAACCCAUACAGAAACCUUCCCCUGGCCAUUAUCAUUGGUAUUCCUUUGGUGUCUGUGUGCUAUGUGCUGGUCAACAUUGCCUACUUCAGCGCCAUGACCGCUACGGAACUACUGCAGUCUCCCGCUGUUGCUGUGACUUUUGGUGACAGAGUGCUGUACCCCCUGUCAUGGGUAGUCCCUGUGUUUGUCGUCUUCUCCACCUUCGGAGCGGCCAAUGGGAGCUGCUUCACAGCCGGCAGGUUGACCUAUGUGGCAGGAAGAGAGGGUCACAUGGUAAAGAUCUUGUCCUAUAUCAGUCUGAAGCGUUACACUCCUUCCCCCGCACUCAUCUUCAAUGGUAUUCUGGCCGUAUUCUACAUUAUCCCAGCAGACAUCAACACCCUGAUCAACUACUUCAGUUUCGCCCAGUGGGCUUUCUACGGCCUCACAGCUCUCGCUCUCAUCGUCAUGCGCUUCACCAGGAAGGAACUCAAGAGGCCCGUCAAGUGUCCCAUGCCCAUAGCAGUGCUGGUGGUGAUAGUGUCCUGCUACCUGGUCCUAGCACCGAUCAUAGACAAGCCAGAGCUGGAGUAUCUGUACUGUACCAUCUUCAUCCUCAGCGGUCUGCUGCUCUACUUCCCCUUCGUUCACCGCAGGUUCAGCUGGACACGCAGGGUCAUGAGGCCAAUCACCAUGCACCUCCAGCUGCUGAUGGAGGUCGUUCCUCCUGAGAAAAACGAAUAGAGGAAGAUAAUAAACAGCCUAAACUGACUGAUGUGGACAAAUGUCUUUUAGUGCAUCCCAAAUGGUACCCUUUUCCUUAUGUGGUGCACUACCCAAUAGGCCCUAGUCAAAAGUAGUGCACUACUUAGGGAAUAGGGUGCCAAUUGAGACACAUGUUAGAAAUGAAGGUACUGUACUGUCUCAUAAUGAAUGUUCUGUACUGUGUCAUAAUGAAUGUUCUGUACUGUGUCAUAAUGAAUGUUCUGUACUGUGUCAUAAUGAAUGUUCUGUACUGUGUCAUAAUGAAUGUUCUGUACUGUGUCAUAAUGAAUGUUCUGUACUGUGUUAUAAUGAAUGUUCUGUACUGUGUCAUAAUGAACGUUCUGUACUGUGUCAUAAUGAACUAAUUGACUAGAUAUAGGAGGUCAAUGGCUCCAUCUCAAAUCACACCCUAUGCCCUAGGGAACGGGGCGCCAUCUCAAAUCACACCAUAUGCCCUAGGGAACGGGGCGCCAUUGGUCUGCAUCUCAAAUCACACCCUAUGCCCUAGGGAACGGGGCGCCAUCUCAACUCACACCCUAUACCCUAGGGAACGGGGCGCCAUCUCAAAUCACACCCUAUGCCCUAGGGAACGGGGCGCCAUUGGAGAAGCUGACAAUAUGCUGUUCUUGUACAUGACUUGAGAGAAUUUAAGAGAACCACAAUGAUGUCAUAUUUUUUGCUUUUAAAUUUGUCCUCGACAUUGUUAAAAAUCCCUCAUGUUUUGCGCUGUUCAAGCACUUGUAUAUAAUCUAUGUCUAAGGUUUAAAUUGUAUUUGACAAGUUAAAAGACAUAUUUGUCCCUAGUUGUCUUCUAUCUCGUCCACCAGCUGCCAGUUGAACCUGGGGACACGGUUCAUCUUAUACUGCCUACUGUGUGAUGUAUUCGUGUCACUCUAUACUGAAUUUUAUACUACUGAAUUCAACAGUUUCAAAACCUCUUCUCUUCUCGGAGUUGAAAAGUAGAUAGGGAGUUGUUGUGUUUGUGAAUAAAACAGCUUACCCUUCAA
Molecule: messenger RNA, 2633 nt
Organism: Oncorhynchus mykiss (rainbow trout)
Lineage: Eukaryota; Metazoa; Chordata; Actinopteri; Salmoniformes; Salmonidae
Source: RefSeq, a predicted model, not a curated record